This is a messenger RNA of Syngnathus typhle (broad-nosed pipefish), 2903 nucleotides long. RefSeq names its product amphiphysin (gene amph). The record is from RefSeq and is a predicted model, not a curated record. The transcript has 15 exons. Lineage: Eukaryota; Metazoa; Chordata; Actinopteri; Syngnathiformes; Syngnathidae. Gene Ontology annotation, molecular function: phospholipid binding; protein binding. The coding region runs from base 50 to 2563 and encodes 837 amino acids. Gene Ontology annotation, cellular component: plasma membrane; cytoplasm; synaptic vesicle. Gene Ontology annotation, biological process: synaptic vesicle endocytosis.
CGCCCCCCCCCCCCCCUCGACGCUGUUUCGGCGUUAAUCCGUGGCGGUCAUGGCGGACAUCAAGACGGGAAUCUUCGCCAAGAAUGUGCAGAAAAGACUGAACAGAGCUCAGGAGAAGGUGCUGCAGAAGCUGGGAAAAGCAGACGAGACCAAAGAUGAACAGUUUGAACAAGUUGUCAUCAACUUCCGAAGACAAGAGAGUGAAGGUUCGCGGCUGCAGAGGGAGAUGAAGGCCUACAUGGCCGCCAUCAAAGGGAUGCAACAGGCCUCCAUCAACCUGACGCAGUCCCUCCAUGAAGUCUACGAGCCGGACUGGCACGGGAAAGAUGAUGUCAUGACCAUUGGCAAGGAUUGCGAUGCAUUGUGGGAAAAUUUCCACAAUAAAGUGGUGGACUCGACACUGCUGAGUCUGGACGCUUACUUGCUGCAGUUUCCUGACCUGAAGACUCGUGUGGCCAAAAGAAGCCGCAAACUCAUCGACUACGACAGCGCUCGUCAUCACCUUGAAACUCUGCAGAUGGCCGGGAUGAAAAACGACCGCAAGAUGAUGAAGGCUGAUGAGGAGUUGAGGAAGGCCCAGCGAGUGUUUGAUGAGCUCAACACUGGUCUGCAGGAUGAACUUCCAAGUCUUUGGGACAGCCGCGUUGGAUUCUACAUCGGGACCUUCAAAAGCGUGACCAGUUUGGAGGCCAAAUUUCACCGAGAAAUUUCUCUGGUGUGCAGGCAGCUGUACGAAGUGAUGACGCAACUUGCUGAGCAGCACGCUGACAAAAUGUUCACCAUCCAGGGAGCACCCAGCGAUUCGGGGCCGCUGCGGCUGGCCCGGACGCCGUCGCCGCCCGAAGACCAAAGUCCGCCCGAGAGUCCGGAAGCCCGUUUCGAUCACACGCUCCGCCCGGUUUCUCCUGGGCCGCCACGGCCCAAAUCUCCCAUGCAGAUGAAAAAGGGCCCGCCGGUGCCUCCACCCCCAAAAGCCACGCCUUCCAAGGAGGUAGCGGAGGAGCAUAUCAUCGACCUGUUUGGAGGAGAGUUUUUACCGACGCCCUCACCAUCUCAGCCCAACGAAAGGCCGGGAGAAUCGCUCCUCGAUCUCGAUUUCGACGCCUUCCAGACGGAUGACAGUGUGUCGCCAAUACCGCAGACGGCGGCGCCUUGGGAUACGUGGUCGGCUCAGCCAGCCCAACCUGCCUCAGAAAGCGGCUUUGUGGCUAACUGGUUAGCUGACUUUGGUUCAGCGGCCACCAACGGAGAGGCCUCCACAGGGGAGGCUGCCACAGGAGCUCCUGAAGGGGUAGAGGGAGAGGAUGGGGGUGGCGAUGGAGAGCCAGUCACCACUCCUCCUUCUCCUCCUCCUCCUCCUCCUUCCAAUGACAGCGAGGCAGCAGAGGAUGAGGUUAGCGGCCGAGAUGAACCGUCUCAAAUACAGGCAGCGGGGCCGCAGGACACCUCCGCGAGUUGGGGCGGUGCUGAAGCGGACAAAGGUGGUAAUGAUUGGCAAGAAAGGACACGUGUCACGUGCGGAGAUGCUACAAGUGAUGCCUCAUUAGGUGGGAUGGACACGCAGGUGGGAGGCUCCUAUCCUCUUGCAGAGGAACCGCUGGCCUUUGACCUGGAUCCUUUUGCGGAGGCACAGGGAGAAGGCACGGCUCCCGACGAUUCUCUUGUCGAAGCACGGGGAGGAGUUGACUUGGAUGUGGCGCUUGUUCCUGAAGCGCAGGGAGGAGAAGGGGGAUUAGGCGCAGAUGGAGGAGCGCUCCAUUCAGCUCUUUUUGCUGACAUAGGGGGAGGGGGUGCAUUUGAUUCUGACCCUUUUGCUGAAACCCGCGGAGCGGGGGGAUUUGAUUCGGAUCCUUUCGCUGGCAUAGAGCGAGGAGACGGCACAUUUGAGUCCGACCCUUUUGGCGAAACUGCAGGAGCGUUUGAGUCCGACCCUUUCGCCGAAACAGCAGGAGCGUUUGAGUCCGACCCUUUCGCCGAAACAGCAGGAGCGCUUGAGUCCGAAACAGCAGGAGCGUUUGAGUCCGACCCUUUCGCCGAAACAGCAGGAGCAUUUGAGUCUGACCCUUUCGCCGAAACAGCAGGAGCGUUUGAGUCCGAAACAGCAGGAGCUUUUGAGUCCGACCCUUUUGCCCGAGCCCUCGGAGCAGGUGCCGUUCCUUCGGAUCCUUUUGCCGAAACACAGGGCCCGGAUUCAUCCGAUUGCACUCCGUUUGCCGUAUCCUGGGCUAGAAACGAUGCAGGUUGUUUGAAGUUAGAAGCCAAUCUCGCGGCAGACUGUUCUCUGGCCUCCGGAGAUGUCGGAAGCUGGGGGGAUCCUUUUGCAAACAGUCUUUGUGCAGCGUCUGCAGAUGCCGACGUGUCCUGGAAGCAAGCUGGCAAGAGCAGCUGCUCGGACCCUCCUAAUGAACGCACGAGCUCAGCCACGGACGUCCAAGGCGUAAAUGUUGCCAAAGUCCGCAAGGAAGCUGAAACUUCGGACAUGUCCGAAGAUGAGGCUGCAAACCUGAGAUUUGGAAAAUUGUACUACGGUGUAGCUAAAGAAAAGGAAGAGGUACUUUGCUAGCGCGCUACUUUGGCAGCCAGUAGACGUCAGUUGACAUUCCAAAGUAGCCACUAACCCAAACCCAAUCUUGCCUUCUCCUCUUAACACCUACCCGUGUCUGUCGUGUGAUAGAAUGUUGGCUCACAAGCAUGUGAUUGCCUCGAGCUCGCCAAUUACAAUGUUUGAGCAAAGCCCGUCCUGCCCAAGGCUCGUCGUCAUUUAGGUAGCGAGCUCAGUUUAGCUAUCUCACCUUAGCUAUCUGGAUCUUCUAAAAUUCAUCCUUUCCCUGCAGCGCCCUUCACCUGCACCCCUUCUUGACACACCUUUGCUUUUGACUUUAUUGUUUUUCUUGAAUUACCGA